This is a messenger RNA of Eremothecium gossypii ATCC 10895, 1692 nucleotides long. It is a transcript of the gene FAR8, whose product is annotated as Far8p. The transcript has a single exon. NCBI's taxonomy places the organism in Eukaryota, Fungi, Ascomycota, Saccharomycetes, Saccharomycetales, Saccharomycetaceae. Gene Ontology annotation, molecular function: protein binding. Bases 1 to 1692 code for a protein of 563 amino acids. The record is from RefSeq and is marked provisional.
AUGAAUCAGCAGUCGACAGGGUCGCUCUCUGCGCAGUACACGCUUCCGGGCGUGAUGCACUACCUGCAAACAGAGUUCACCAAGAACGAGAGAGAUCGGAUCAAUUGGGAGCUGGAGCGGUGCGAGAUGAAGGCGCGCAUAGCGCAGCUGGAGGGCGAGAAUCGCGAUCUGCGCCGCGAGCUUGUGCGCUGCGCCCAGGGGCACGAGCGGCCGGAGGAGGUGCAGCCGGUGGAGCCAUCGCUGUUGAAGGCGAAGCUGUCGGUGCAGGAGAACGUUAAGGAGAUCGUGUACCUGCUGAAGAGCCCGCAAGUGACGGACCAAUUGGACGCGUGGAACGAGAAGGGCUCGUCGGUGCACCUGCUGGAGACGAUGAACCUACACGUCAAAAAGGCGGCCCACGGUGCGCCGCUCACGUCGGGCGGCACGUCGCCGACGUCUGCGGAGCUGGAGCUGGGGCAACCCGUUGCGGCGGGGCUGCCCGGGAGCCGCGGGUACGAGUCCGACCAGGAUACCGUGAUUCUGGAGGAACCGCCGGUGCGGGUGCCGCCGUCCUCCAAGCAGCGAGGACUGGCUGCCCCCCCGCUGACCCCGCGGGACACCCCGAGCAUGUCGCUCGAGGGCGCGACGGGGCCGUUAUCCAACACGUCGGUGAUCCAGCCAGUAGCAGGGGACUCCGCUCCCGUUGCCGUGGAGAAACUGACUCUGCAUCAAAAGAAUCUGCUGACUCUUACAGAAACUGGGCAUCUGAAGCACUGGCAGAUCAACCUCAACUUGGAACUAACAGACAGCCUAACACAGGUUUCUUUUGAGGGCCUGGGUCCGCACGUCCUGGGUCUUUUCUGGUGGGAUAGCAAGACGUUUAUGACCCUUGACACCAACGGGCUUAAGGUCUGGUCUGUGGAGCUUCCGGAGCCGGUAAUGCUCUGGGAGUGUUUCCAGGACCUCCCCUUUGAAACCGUAGACAUGGUAGACUUCAAGAACAAGUGGCUUGUGCUCAAAGUCGCGGAGAAGAUUUUGAUAUGGAAGAUCUGCACCACGGGAGAGCAGCAUACCCUACAGAUGAGCAAUGACUACGAAAUAUGGCUGCAUAAUCAGGACCCGACCUUUUUCAUCCUCGGGCUCACAGAGGAAUCCCUCCUCGUUCUGUAUCUGGAUCCAUGCCAACUGGCGGUGUACAACUUCCAGGGCAAGAUCCUACAGCAAGUGGAUCUCAGCCACCUUGUGAAAGACUUGAAACCCCGGGGCAAAAACACCACACGGCUCGUUCUCAACAAGAAAACAUCCAAACUGCUAGUUCAGGUUAACAAACAGAUCCUCAUCUACUCUUUCGACCAGAAAAAGAUCGUCGCUAGCUUUGAACUCGGAAACGCGCCUAGUCACAUCAUCUUCAAAUUCAAUUCAGAAAGUAUUAUCCUAGGGUACCUAGAUGGAACCAUUGAAGUCAGAAACUUAAACAACUUCGAGACGGCUGUCAAGAGGUACAACCACUUCGAGUCUGUUCAAUCGGCACACGAGCAGCCGCAGCAGUCGGGGUUCCAGAAGUCCCCCAAUACAGACGCCCAGAUUGAUGCCCUCCUUGACCGCAAUCUUACAAGCAUGGACAUUGCGGUAAUCGAUGGCGUACCUGUCGUUGUAUCGGGUGGUACAGAUGGAUAUAUCCGUCUGGAGAGUGUCUGGGCCAUAUCCUACUAG